AUGGAGUCUAGCCAUCGGACAUCCCCUGUUUCGGCCGCAGCCAAUGCACGGAGACUCCAGGCCUGCGAGAGAUGCUGGAAGCGCAAGCAAAAGGUCUUGACCAAUAUUUGUGAUAGACAAUUGCCGGCAUGCACGACCUGUGUGGAAGCUGAUGCGCAAUGUGCCCCCCGGCGCGUUCCUAUCGGGCCCACUACAGAAGAGGGCAGUGGCCUCUCGCAUGCUGCCGUACCAAACUAUGUGGAAACUCUCAAGAGAAAAAGGGAUGAGCUAGAUGCGCAGUUUCGACAGCAAAGGGCACGUCGAGAAAGGGAUGGCCCAGGAGACUCGAAUCAGACACCGUCAACGGCUCCCACCAGCUUCAGUGAGCGGUCGGUACAGGCUGCAAUGGGGGAGAUUGGAUUCUUGUCCCGCAAUGCGAUGGCAGAGCCACGCGACGAAUCUCGUGGAUUCCCUCAAGAAUUAGCCACAGGAAGUAUGGUGAAAGCCGCCUUGGUAAUUUCAGGCGAGGAUCCAUCACAGUCUCAAGAUUUGUGCCAUCAUCGACGAACAUUCGUGACCAUGAUGGGGCCUGCGACGGGGAUCAGCAAAGAGUUUGCCGCACCUUACAUGAACCGUUUCCUCGACCACAUCGGGGUGAUGUUUCUUCAUAUCGACCGGGGCAAGUUACAGGGUGAAUUUGACAGCUGCUUUGAGGCCCGUAGAGGGCAGUCGAGUGCUACAAAGGGCCUCAAUUCAAGGACCGCGUUCUUGGAGUUCAGAGUCUACAUGGCUGUGGCCAUUGGAAUGUUACUUUCACCCGAGCCUGGCAGCGAGCUAUUGGCGACUGGUUUGCAUGCAGCAGCGACGGAGAGAUUUACUGUUAUUAUAGAGCAGGGGGACUGUGUGAAGACCCUAUAUUGUUUGUGGUCAUUGGUUUUGUAUUCUAUGUUCAGUUCGCUCGGAGGAUCCACUUGGCACCUGGUGGGAUUGGCAAUGCAAAAAUGCAUCUCGUUUAGAUUGCACCGGGAGUUGUACUCAGACUCCGACACGAGUCAAGAAGAACUGAACAGCAGGCGCAGCAUCUUCUGGGCCCUUUAUACAAUAGCUGAGUUUGACUUUGGUUGCCAUAUCAUCAUGCAUGCUCGACUUAUGUCCAGUGUGCGGAGCUCUUCUUCCCGAGGGCGUUUGUACCACUACCGCAACCUAAGCUACUGGCGAGAUUUACCAAAGUCAGUAAAGGACUUUGCUUCUGGCGACAGUGCCCUCUCCGUCUCGAUAGAGCAGCUCACCUGCAGAGCGUUGACCCAGAUUGCAUUAUUGACCCGAGGCACACAAUCCAGUGGUGGCAUAGUGGGAGACACACGAGCAGUUGAACACGACGUCGUCGAUGGCUGCCAAGCGUAUAUAAAUGAUGCAUACUAUUACUCCGAACAAGGAAAGUUUGUAGCAUCAUUCAUCGACGGGUUCGACCUCUUCGUGGCGGGUGUACUUGUCAUUUGUCUUCCUUCCUUGUCGGCCCUGGCAGGGCCUCCACGGGAAACAGCUAUUAUUAGCAAAUGUACAGCCCUAUUGACGACAAUUGGGGAGCGGUUUCAAUCACUCAAGGUGCUCAGGAAACUGCUCCUAGCUCUAUCGAGUGUGGCUGCGCAAGGAGCAUACCACGACCCGUAUACCGCAAAUAUGGCCCCCGGAAUUACAGAACCCUCAUCAUCCACAGGUCCUUCGACUGCUGGAUCCAAGCCUACCGUCUACGUUCUUGACACCUUCCCUCCCAAGGCCAUCGAGUACGCUAAGACCUUGUUCGAUCUUGUUCAGCCCCAGGAUGAAGAAUUCAAGAACUGGCGGCAAAAUGCAAGAGCGCUGUUAGUGCGAAGCUCGUAUGUUACGGCUGAUGACAUCGCGAGCUGCCCGAAUUUAAUUGCCAUCGGUAAGCACGGCGUGGGAAUCGACAAGAUCAAUCAGGAUGCUUGUGCACAACGGGGUAUCAAGAUCCUCAACACCCCGGGUGCCAAUGCGCGAGACGUUGCGGAGCUGGUCGUCACACUGGCCUUGUCGGUUGCUAGGGGGAUUCGGUCCAUCACAUCCCGGCAAAUGCUGAAGCCCGUCCCGAAGGAGACCUGCAAUGGGUUGGCUUUGUACCAGAAGACGAUCGGCAUCAUCGGUAUGGGGAACAUCGGACGCACAGUGGCGGAGAUCUUCCGUGGUGGCUUCGACGCAAACAUUGUAGCUUACGACGCGUACAUGCCCGAGGAUGUAUGGUCCCAUAUCCCACAUACCAGGGCAAAGAGCGUCGAUGAGGUGCUUGCCCAGGCAGACGUGCUCUCUAUCCACGUCCCCCUUACCACAGAGACUCGGGGCAUGAUCUCCUACCAGCAAAUUCGAGCAAUGAAGCCCGACGCAAUUCUCAUCAAUGCCGCUCGAGGUGGUAUUGUCAACGAGGCCGACCUCACCAAGGCAUUAUCGGAAGGGUAUCUGUGGGGCGCAGGACUGGAUUGUCAUGAGCAAGAGCCACCCAGCCAUGAGAAGUACGAGGCCCUUUGGAAGAAUUUGAAUGUCAUUAGCACACCACACAUUGGCGCUGCCACUUCAAGAGCACAAUUGGCCUGUGCGACGGCAGCAGUGGAUAACCUGUAUCAAUAUCUGUCAAGACUAAUUCAAUUCAUUGAUAUUUAUGAUCUAUAUCUUGGCUUGUUUCACCCUUUUCGAUACUGGCACUCCCCUACAGUGCCAUUGCACACAUUGCACAUUGCCUUUGAGACUAUCUGUGAUAAACAAUGUUUUCCCAUCCGGGCCACCAAAGGUACAGUUCGUCAGAUUCUUUCCACCACCUGGCGCUGUUACAAUGCUGGCCUUGGGGACACCGUCCGCAUCCACGACAAACACCGAACCGAGGCUGGGAUGGCAGAUGAAUACAUUCCCCUCUUCGUCCACGGCAAGUCCGUCAGUCGCCAGACGGCAUUGGACCGAGUCAUGGCCACGUACAAAAACCGCUCAUCGGGCGAGAGGGCCAGGCCAUUCGGGGAAAUUCCGUUGGAGACCAGGCAGUCAAGCUUGCCCAAGAAGAAAAUGUCAGACACUGGAAGAGCUGACCCGCUGCGCCACUCAGUGGGCUGGCCGGUGCACCUGAGGGAGUCGGGAAUGCAUCCGCACAUCAUGGGACUUAUCGCCGAUGCAAAAAGGGCUAUGCAAGAUGCUCCCAAAGAAGUUUUCAAUGCUUAUGUCUUGAUGUGUACAUGUUUCUUCGCUCUUUCUGGCGAUGAGUAUGCCAAUACAAAGGGGUGGCUAGUAUCUAUAGCCACGGCUGGAGCAGUCUUUGGGUGUCUUGGGUGCUCCCCUAUUAACGAUCGCUUUGGUCGACGUUGGACGCUGCGCAUUGCUACAGUCAUCUAUAUCGCUGGCGUCUUGGGCCAAGGGCUUUGCGGUGGAAACCUCUCCGGCCUUUAUGCAUCCAGAUUCAUUGCAGGUUUGGGAAUUGGCCCGUUGUCAAUUGUUCCUCCAGUCUAUAUUACUGAGAUCUCGCCCAAAGCUAUUCGCGGUCUUCUUACCGUCCUGUUCGCGGCGUGCCAGCAGCUAGGUGUAGUAUUGGGAUUUUUCAUCAACUACGGAGUGACGAAACAGUAUCCAGGCGUUGACGAGCAAUGGAUGCUCCCCACUCUCCUUCAGAUUGUCCCCGCUGUGGUCUGGGGACUCGGAACUUUCUUAUGCUCGGAGUCUCCUCGAUGGCUUCUAUACAAGGGCCAACGAGAACAAGCAGCAGAGACCAUGUCCAAGCUUCGCCACUUGCCUCGCGAUCACUCCGUGAUCCUGUCUGAACUAGCCGGUAUGGAUGCUCAGAUAUUGCAUGAAACAGAGGCAGUCAGUAAUGCGACCGUAUGGGACCUACUGAAGGAGACCUUUGUCCCUGUCGAGAACCGCCGUCGCUUCUUCUUGAUAUUUAUGGCGACGCUUUUCUCUCAAUGGUCUGGGGCCAACGCCAUUACCCAAUAUUCACCCCAAAUCUUUGGGUACCUAGGUAUCGACGGUGAUGAGGCCAAAUUCCUGGCAACUGGAAUAUACGGGGUGGUGAAGUUCGUGAGCACGGUGUGCUUUGCGUUGUUCAUUGUAGACUUUAUCGGACGACGGCGAUCUUUGAUCACCGGAAUUUGCCUCCAACUGAUCACCUUGAUCUUUGUGGGCGCAUACCUCGGGGUCACUAGCCAUCUCUCAACCGAUGAGAUUGGUGCAACUCCCAGCGCCUCUCGCACGUCUACUGCGGCUAUCGUUGCGAUCUUCCUCCACGCGGUGGCCUGGAGUAUUGGUUGGUUCAGUAUCCCUUACCUGAUUGGUUCAGAAAUAUUUCCUAUUAGGAUUCGGUCGUUGAACAUGUCCAUUUCCAUGGCGUUUCAUUGGGCAUUUUACUUUGCAUGCUCGCGUGCUAUGCCGAGUCUCCUCGCAGCUACGCAUAAAUGGGGAGCCUUUGUGUUUUUUGGCUGUAUCUGUUUGACAUCAUUGGUUUAUGUCUUCUUUGCCAUGCCGGAUACCACAGGAAGAUCCCUCGAGGAGUUGGAUAGCCUGUUCCAGCGACCGUGGUACACCGUUUACCAGGUGGCUUACCCAUCACGCGAUGAGAUUCAAGGAGAGAGACUGGAGGACAAGCUGUCGGCCAACGGAACGUCUAAGCACAUUGAACAGGCUUAG
This is a messenger RNA of Aspergillus pseudonomiae, 4656 nucleotides long. RefSeq lists its product as uncharacterized. Gene Ontology annotation, biological process: DNA-templated transcription; regulation of DNA-templated transcription; transmembrane transport. Bases 1 to 4656 code for a protein of 1551 amino acids. The transcript is spliced from 15 exons. The record is from RefSeq and is a predicted model, not a curated record. Gene Ontology annotation, cellular component: membrane. Gene Ontology annotation, molecular function: oxidoreductase activity, acting on the CH-OH group of donors, NAD or NADP as acceptor; carbohydrate:proton symporter activity; DNA-binding transcription factor activity, RNA polymerase II-specific. Lineage: Eukaryota; Fungi; Ascomycota; Eurotiomycetes; Eurotiales; Aspergillaceae.